UCCAAUCCGGUUUUAGCUAGUUCUCGUACUAGUCGGACGUUUAUGUUAAGUUACAGAUUGUUCUGGAGGUGUGGAGCUGACUGACAUAGUUUCCUAAACUCUAAAAAGAUUUAGUUAUUCUAAUUUUACCUCUGUCAUACAACGUAAGGAACAAUGGGAAGGAAGAAGUCCACCAGUGGUGCAGAUGCAAGUGCUGAGCCAAGGAGAAAGUCCCUAAGGUUGUCAGAAAAAGAGACAGAGCCAAAACCACAACCAGAAAAGAACAAGGCACCUCCCAAGACCAAAAAAGCAAAAGAGGUAGUAAAGGCCAAACCAGAGGAGGAGAAGAAAGAAGAAACUCAGGCAGAGAAAGAAGAGGUUCCUGCAGAAAACGGGGAGGCCAAAGCUGAAGAGCCGGCUGCAGCAGCGGAUGAUGCAAAAGAAAAGGAAGGUGGGACCGAAAAUGAGGAAAAAGCAGCUGAGUAGUAGUGACACCCCGGAACUCACUUGCCAGUGCUCCCUGGACCUCGUUUCUUGUACAAUGCAGAGAUUAUUUUUUAUCUACUAUUUUCAUAAGAUGGCAAUGUUUUUAGGGACAUGGUUGCAGAGAUGCAUUAAAAAAGUACUACAAAUUCCAUUUUCAUGGCUUCUGUGAAGGGUAAGUUUCAGUCAUUGUAUUGGGGUUUUCUUUUCCUCUUUUUUUUAUUGUUUUUCAUCUCUCUGGCUUCUUAUUCUUUUAUCUUUUAGUUUGUAGUUUCCUGCAUGAUGUGCUGUCAUGCUGAUAUCAGGAAUCGGAUUAACACCGGGCGAGUUUACCUGAGACAUUCCCGAGACAUUUUUAAAGGUUUUUUGUAACCUGUGCUGUUUUGGAAUUAAAUGCAUUAAAAUACUGUGUUUCACAGGGAAUAGGAUGAUUGAAACUUGAGAGUUGUGGUCUCGGUGCUAAGCAAUUCUUGUUCACAACGUUCACUUUAAUCAUGCUCACUAGUACUGGAAUUGGUUUGGUUAAUUCUUUUUUUUUUUUUUAAAGCAGUGAGUGAUGGUACCUUUGCAGACAGAUAAACUCAUACAUAUUUUCAGCUGUAUUCAACACACAAUGCAUUACAAUUAACCAUACUUAGAUGAUUUUCUCCUCAGUCAGCAACAAGCAUGUGCCACAAAUUUGUGGCUGUAUCCAUUGUGGUUUUUGGAUUCUUAUACCAAUGUACAGUUUUCUCCUUUUUUAAAAAGAAAAGGAAAUGGAAAAAGUGUUCUUUGUUAGUUUGGUAUAAAAUGCCAAUUAAAGAGGGAAUUUUUCUUAAGUGA
Molecule: messenger RNA, 1284 nt
Organism: Scatophagus argus
Lineage: Eukaryota; Metazoa; Chordata; Actinopteri; Scatophagidae
Gene: hmgn1a
Product: Non-histone chromosomal protein HMG-14A-like
Exons: 6
Coding region: 154-465 (103 amino acids)
Cellular component (GO): nucleus; chromatin
Molecular function (GO): nucleosomal DNA binding
Source: RefSeq, a predicted model, not a curated record